UUUCCGACCCCGCCGCAAAUCCUGCGCAGGGCCCGCCUCCGCGCUGAAUUCUUAAAGGGCCCGCGGGCUGGGGGGGCGGAGCCAGUAGAGGCGCCGAACCGGGGCAGUGCCUGGUGGAGCGGCCGGAGCGGGCCGGGCUGGGGCGGGGAUGGCGAUGGCCAUGGCGCAGGUCCCGGCGGCUCCCUGCGCGAGUUCCUGAGCUAGUGCCAGGCAGGUGACACUGUCUUCCUGCAGCCCCCAGCAUGUGGGCAGGCCUGGGCCCUGCCGUCACACUGGCCCUGGUGUUGGCGGUGGCAUGGGCCACGGAGCUGAAGCCCACAGCACCACCCAUCUUCACAGGCCGGCCCUUUGUGGUAGCAUGGGAUGUGCCCACACAAGACUGUGGCCCACGCCACAAGGUGCCACUGGACCCAAAGGACAUGAAGGCCUUUGAUGUGCAGGCCUCACCUAAUGAGGGUUUCGUGAACCAGAACAUCACCAUCUUCUACCGUGACCGGCUGGGCAUGUAUCCACACUUCGAUUCGGUGGCGAGGUCUGUGCAUGGUGGUGUGCCACAGAAUGGCAGCCUCUGGGUACACCUGGAGAUGCUAAAGGGACAUGUGGAACGCUACAUUCGUACACAGGAGCCUGCAGGGCUGGCAGUCAUUGACUGGGAGGACUGGCGGCCAGUGUGGGUACGCAACUGGCAGGACAAGGACGUGUACCGCCGAUUAUCACGCCAGUUGGUGGCCAGUCGCCACCCUGACUGGCCACCAGACCGCAUAGUGAAGCAGGCGCAGUAUGAGUUUGAGUUUGCUGCACGCCAGUUCAUGCUGGAGACACUGCGAUUUGUCAAGGCAUUUCGGCCUCGGCACCUGUGGGGCUUCUACCUCUUCCCCGACUGUUACAACCAUGAUUAUGUGCAGAACUGGGAGACCUAUACAGGCCGCUGCCCUGAUGUUGAGGUCUCCCGAAAUGACCAGCUGGCCUGGCUGUGGGCCGAGAGCACGGCCCUCUUCCCCUCUGUAUACCUGGAAGAGACACUCGCUUCCUCCACACAUGGCCGCAACUUUGUCAGCUUCCGUGUUCAGGAGGCCCUUCGCGUGGCUCACACCCACCAUGCCAACCAUGCACUCCCGGUCUACGUCUUCACGAGGCCCACCUAUAGCCGCGGACUCACAGGGCUUAGCGAGAUGGAUCUCAUCUCCACCAUUGGCGAGAGUGCAGCCUUGGGUGCAGCUGGUGUCAUCCUCUGGGGUGAUGCGGGGUACACCACCAGCAUGGAGACCUGCCAGUACCUCAAGGAUUACCUGACCCGGUUGCUGGUACCCUACGUCGUCAAUGUGUCCUGGGCUGCCCAGUAUUGCAGCUGGGCCCAGUGCCACGGCCACGGGCGCUGUGUGCGCCGUGACCCCAGUGCUAAUACCUUCCUGCACCUCAGUGCCAGCAGCUUCCGCCUAGUGCCUAGCCACGCACCUGGUGAGCCGCAGCUGCGACCAGAGGGGGAACUCAGUUGGGCCGACCGCAACCACCUGCAGACGCACUUUCGCUGCCAGUGCUACUUAGGCUGGGGCGGCGAGCAAUGCCAGUGGGACCGCAGGCAGGCAGCUGGGGGUGCCAGUGGGGCCUGGUCUGGGUCCCACCUCACCAGCCUGCUGGCUGUGGCCGCCCUGGCCCUCACCUGGACUUUGUAAGGGUCUCUCACGCAGCUGCCAGGCAAGCUGGCUUCUGCCACAAGGGCUCUGCUAGGCAUGUAGGAGCCCACAAGGGGUGGACAAACCAGAGUCUGAAGGGGCAGAACCCCCUGGGAUGCCCAGUAGGGUGUCCGUACCAGCUCCCACCCCCUGUUCUAAGGGGGAGGGACAGUCCCGUGGGAGGCCCCUUCUCUCCCUGCCAGAGAGGAAGAGGGGCACAGCUGGGCCGGGGAGGACCUGACCCUACUCCCCUGCCCCUGAAUAGUUUAUUAUUAUUAUUUUGGGGUCUCUUUUGUAAAUUAAAUAUGAAACAACU
Molecule: messenger RNA, 1989 nt
Organism: Globicephala melas (long-finned pilot whale)
Lineage: Eukaryota; Metazoa; Chordata; Mammalia; Artiodactyla; Delphinidae
Gene: HYAL2
Product: hyaluronidase 2
Biological process (GO): carbohydrate metabolic process; hyaluronan catabolic process
Cellular component (GO): cytoplasmic vesicle
Molecular function (GO): hyalurononglucosaminidase activity; hyaluronoglucuronidase activity
Source: RefSeq, a predicted model, not a curated record